AAAUCAACACAAAGAACCAGUUCAAAACUCGGUUGGUUCGCUGUUCGAACAGCACUACUUCGGCUUCCGUAGCUGAAAUUAUCCUUACUACACUUUCUUCCAGGCAUUUAUCGUUAAAUUUUCCUUUCCUUUUCCUUUCCAAAAGAAACGCAUAUUUUAACGCGAGUCAGGUAACGUACAACUACACCCGGAAGGAAGGAGCAAAGGACUAAAACACGCCUGAAAUCAGACACAUCAUGUCAGGGGAAAGUAGUGGUAGUGGCGAGGACUCCGACCAAGAAACCCGCCGUAAAGUUUGCACCGUUAAACACGAGAUCACUAAUGCAAACCUCACAGGAUACACUGAGAAAGUUGGCAUGCAGAACUUUGAACUUCUCAAAGUGCUUGGCACUGGAGCUUACGGGAAAGUGUUCCUGGUCAGAAAAAUCAGUGGCCACGAUAAAGGCAAACUCUAUGCCAUGAAGGUUCUGAAGAAAGCAGCCAUUGUUCAGAAGGCAAAGACUGCUGAGCACACUAGAACAGAGCGGCAGGUACUGGAGCACAUCCGCCAGUCACCCUUUCUGGUCACCCUCCAUUACGCCUUUCAGACGCAAACCAAACUGCAUCUCAUACUAGGUAAGCACAGGAUACAGACGUCAUCCUGAUUCUCUUGUGCGUGCUGUUUUAUGGAUGGCAUCUAUAUCAUAGUUGUGUUUCAAGUAGGACUGGCGUGCAAUCAUCCAGCAGCAAUGUUAAUUUCGACAGCAAAUUUUGAUUGAAUUUUAGUCAAAACUAAAAUUUUGAUUUAGUUGUAGUCAAAACUAAAACUAAUUUUAGUCUUUGGACUAAAAUGCCAUUUAGUUCCAUCCAUAUUUUAGUAAUCUGAAUUGUUUUAGUCUAGUUUUAGUCAGCUAUACAUCAUAAAACUUUAGUCGACUAAAUCUACAGUAGAUUUAGUUGUCUAAAAUUAGAUGGGUUCUUGUUACAGCGUGAUGCAUUUAUUAUUUUCUAACAUUUCCAAACUCAUAUGUUCUCUGAGAAAACAUAUCAAUGAUAUUAAGGUUUGAAUAUGGAAUAUAGACCCAGAUUUAACUACUGUGACACAUAACGUCUUUAUCUCAAAAUUAAAUAAAACCACUUCUCAUAAAGAAACAAGAAUAUGGUCCUCUUUUCAAUGAAAAAACAAAUGGUUAUAUAUAUUAUUUGAACUUGUAUUCAACAGCCAGACAUUUAUUUAUAGCAGACAUAUUUAUUUAUAUACAUUAAACGGUUAGUUCACCCCAAAAUGAAAAUUAGCCCAUGAUUUACUCACCCUCAAGGCAUCCUAUGUGUAUAUAGCCUUCUUUCAGAUGAAUCCAAUCUGAGUUUUAUAAAAAAUUGUCCUGGCUCUCCCAAGCUCUGAAAAGGCAGUGGGCAGGUGUUUUUGUUCAACAGUCCAAAAUAUGUGCAAUAAAGCGUAUCCAUCCAUAAUAAAACAUGCCUCACACGGUUCUGGGGGGUGAAUGAAGGCCUCCUGUAGCUAAUUGAUGCAUCUUUAUAAGAAAAAAAAAAAUCCUUAUUUGAAAUGUUAUAGGCACUCUUCUCUUACUUCCGAUGACUGUCAUAUGUGCAAGCCGUUCUGGGCAGAUGACAUUGGACAGGGGUGUCCAAACUCAGUCCUGGAGGGCCAGUGUCCUGCAGAGUUUAGAUCCAACUUGGCUCCACACACUUGCCGCAAAGUUUCUAUUGUGCCUAGUAAGCUUGAUUAGUUCAGGUGUGUCUGAUUGGGGUUGGAGCUAAACUCUGCAGGACACCAGCCCUCCAGGAAUGAGUUUGGGCACCCCAGACGUAGAACGUAUGCGUAGUGCUUAAGUUCACUGUAGUGUUUGGCUGCUGAAAAAAAUUGUCCUACAAUAAAAAACAAAAAAAAACUUCCAAUGGUAUGAGAUGAGCACAGCUUUCACUCUCAACCAAACUAAGGGUGUAUUCACACCUGUUUUGUUUGGCUCUAUUGAAUCAAGCUAAACUUUACAAUAUCAUACUAAGUAUAAACAUAAAUACAUAAAUAAAUUGUGAUAAUAAACAAAUGUGACUUACAGUCACCUGAAGAAUAACACAAAAUGUAAUUAGAAAUUAAAUCAACAAAAAAGUUUCAUUAACCCCUGGAAUAUGCUAGUCUUGCAAGAUUGUUUACAGGAUCAAAGGAAGCAAAGUUUCCUUACUUUAGCAAAGAAAAGCAAAUCCUCAUUUUAUGCUUUUGAUUUGUGACUUGGAUUUUGAUCUCCUCCCUGCUACUGCGUUCAUCACUUCUCACUGGCGCAUUGGCUAUGUCUACAUCCUGUGUCAUCCGACCUGAACUGCUUCUGCAUACAACAUUUAGUUACAUUUUAAAUAUGGAUGUUUUUCUUACAUAAAUGCAUCGUCUUGCCACAGGUUUCAGGUACAGAUUCAACCCCCACGCUUUUGUAGCAGAAAUGAGUCGAACCAGACAAAUCAAAGAGUCUAUCAGAGCUGUGUGCAUUGAAACGAGAGCCGAACUCCUCAAGAAAAAGUAAUACAGUUCUAGUGCCACAAGAACCAAGCAAGAUAACCAUAACAUAAGCAUAACUGCUUUUUAUACAUUAUAUAUGGACCAGAAUGAACUCAAAAAGACUUCUAAAUGAAUCGUUCCAUUGCUUAACUCCAUAUUCAUUUAUGUGUAACCCACACAUUUGACUAUCAUGUAUAAUCACUUAUUGUGUAUGUCUUUUGAUUACUAUAGGAUACAUAGUCAUGUCUAGUAUUGAUAUAAUCGAAUUUUCUUGCUUGAUAUUGUCCUGACAAUCAUUUAUUUGUAAAAUAUAUCAUAAUCAUGUUAUAGGAAUCAUGUCCAAAAUUAGACCCUGUGAGGCAAGAACCACAUGCUUGGUAAGAUAAACAAAUGAUUUAUGAUACCCCAGACCCAAGGCCAUAUCUGAUUAAGAUUCUUAAUUUUUGUUUGCAAAAAGCAAAUUUAUUUUCCUCAAUACUUAAAUUUUCAUUUGCAAAACUUUAUUUUCUUUUGCAAAACGUAAUUUUUUUGCAUAUAUAUAUACAGCGUUAUUUUGACUCCCUAGAUUAAUCCUUAUUAAUUCAGUAUAAAAAAAAAAGAAGUGAAUGAUUUUCUCUCUUUUUUUGUUGAUUAAUUACUGGUAAGAAUACAGGCAACAAAAUUAGGCUGCUGCCC
This is a messenger RNA of Carassius gibelio (silver crucian carp), 3163 nucleotides long. RefSeq names its product ribosomal protein S6 kinase alpha-5. The record is from RefSeq and is a predicted model, not a curated record. The transcript has 5 exons. NCBI's taxonomy places the organism in Eukaryota, Metazoa, Chordata, Actinopteri, Cypriniformes, Cyprinidae. Gene Ontology annotation, biological process: protein phosphorylation; regulation of DNA-templated transcription. The coding region runs from base 237 to 644 and encodes 135 amino acids. Gene Ontology annotation, molecular function: ATP binding; protein kinase activity.